Molecule: messenger RNA, 1915 nt
Organism: Diorhabda carinulata
Lineage: Eukaryota; Metazoa; Arthropoda; Insecta; Coleoptera; Chrysomelidae
Gene: mdlc
Product: E3 ubiquitin-protein ligase RNF113A
Exons: 5
Coding region: 241-1209 (322 amino acids)
Biological process (GO): snoRNA splicing
Cellular component (GO): U2-type spliceosomal complex
Molecular function (GO): metal ion binding
Source: RefSeq, a predicted model, not a curated record
AGAUUUAAUCCGAAAGCCUCUCACAUGGAAUUAGUGUAGAGAAGUUACUUUAUUUAAUAUUAGUUAUAUGAUUUUUAAUUUGCAACAUUGUUAAGAACGAACCAAUGUCAAUACGAUAUAAUUUCUAAUAGUUAGAUACUGCACAUAAAAAUAUUUUAAGUGUUCGAUUAAUUAUAUUCCAAAACAAUACUGUUUAGGUGCUAAGCGUUUGUAAACAUUUUUUUGUAUCAAAUUUUAAAAAUGGAAUCUAGUUCUGAUGUUAAUUGUAAAUUUAUAUUCAAAAAACGUACAAUUAAAAAUAGAGGUACAAGAAAACGACAAGCGUCGAGUUCUGAAGAAGACCAAAGCGAAAACGAAGAUCAACAACAAUGUACAGUUAAACAAAAUAAACGUAAAUUAAAGUCAAAUCCAAACAUCCAUACCACUAAUAAUUUACAAAAGCGACAAACAAACGUAGAUACUGAAAAAUCAAAUAGCAGCGAUGAAGAUUUCAGAGUAAAUUACAAAUCUAACAGAUCAGCGAUGUCCGCGGGACCAUCAGAUCAAGGAGCUACUGCUACUGUGGAAAUUGACACAGAACGAGAUAGGGAUGCUCAAGCUAUAUUUGAAAAGCGAUUGGAAAUUAACAAAGAUCUAGAAGGAAAAGAAGAUGAUAAAAUAUACAGAGGAUUAAAUAAUUAUACUCAAUAUUAUAAACCCAAAGAUACUGCAGCAGGAAAUGCUAGUUCAGGUAUGGUUAGAAAAGGUCCUAUUAGAGCACCAGCUAACUUACGAGCUACGGUACGAUGGGAUUAUCAACCAGAUAUAUGCAAAGAUUAUAAAGAAACAGGAUUUUGUGGUUUUGGGGAUAGCUGUAAAUUUCUUCACGAUAGAAGCGAUUAUAAACACGGUUGGCAAUUGGAAAGAGAAUGGAAUGAAGGAAAUUACUCGAAAGAUAGUGAUGAUGACACCAGAUAUGAAAUUCAUUCCGAUGAAGAAGAUUUACCAUUUAAAUGUCUUAUAUGUAGAGGGAGUUUUGUGGAUCCUGUUGUAUCUAAGUGUAAACAUUACUUUUGUGAAAAAUGCGCCUUGGAAAGAUUUAAGAAAAACAAAAAAUGUAUUGUUUGUAACAAGUUAAUCACCAGUUUCAAUCCAGCGAAUAACUUGAUAGCCAAAUUGAAGAAUAUUAAAUCAGAGGAAGAUAAUCGACAAUCAGAUAGCUCAGAUUAAUAAAUAAUGUAUCUAUGAAUAAAUUGUUUAUUUUUAUCUUACAAUCUUAUUCCAAAGAAGCUAUUAAAAGGUAAGGAAAAAUUAAUUUUAGUUAACAGGAAACUUUGGAUGUACUGAAGUUGGCCUAAAUCUUAUUUUACUUGUAAUACAAUUGAUUAAAACUUUGAAACUUAUUGAUGUUGUUGGUGUCUUCAUCUCUCGUUGAUAGUAAAGUUCUAUCUGAGGGCAAUUUAUUAUUUCUAACAUUCAGAGGCGUAACAUUGAUGCUUUCAGUAGGUAUAUGAUUUGAUUUUGGUAUUACUUACCAAUUGGCACUAGAGCCUGGUGUUUGCUUUGGCCUCCUCGACAAUUCGGCUCCAAACUGUUCUGUUCUUUAUUAACAUUUCCCAUCCUCUCACAUUAUUUGUUUGAUAGUCUUCAUAGACUUGAUCAGUCCAUUUGAUUCGAGGUCUGCCUCUUUUUCUACUGCUGUAUAUUUUCGCAUUAAUGAUUCCCUCAGGUCUUUCAUUCUUUCAAUGUGGCUAAACCUCUGGGCUUUAAUGAAUCAAACUUGUUUUUGGUAUCUUAUACUUAAACAUUAUACAUUGUAGGGCUGUUCACAUAAAAAUAAAGUAAAAAGGUCGCAGAAUAUGUCAAUAAACAAAAAUAAAGUCACUAGAAGAAGUGAUAUUCAGGAUAGGAGUAGCAAAUAUAAACUAUUAGAAAA